Molecule: messenger RNA, 1086 nt
Organism: Lathyrus sativus (Indian pea)
Lineage: Eukaryota; Viridiplantae; Streptophyta; Magnoliopsida; Fabales; Fabaceae
Source: the annotation of a GenBank genome assembly
AUGGAUAAACUAGGAGAUGGGGUUUUUCCAGAUGAGGUGGUUAUUCAGAUUCUUGCUAGGUUACCAGUGAAAUCGCUUUUUAGAAGCAAAAGUGUGUGCAAAUUGUGGUAUAGGUUGACUUUGGAUAACUAUUUCAUUCAAUUAUACAAUGAUGUUUCUAGGAAGAACCCUAUGAUUCUUGUUGAGAUUUCAGAUUCAUUAUUAGAAUCCAAAUCUAGCUUAAUCUGUGUUGAUAGUUUAAGGGGUGUCUUUGAAUUUUCGCUCAAUUUCUUGAACGACAGAGUUAAGGUUCGAGCUUCUUGUAAUGGGUUGUUGUGUUGUUCUAGUAUUCCUGAUAUGGGUGUUUACUAUGUUUGUAAUCCGGUUACGCGGCAGUUUCGGUUGCUUCCUAAGAGUAGGGAAAGGCCGGUGACUCGGUUUUAUCCUGACGGUGAAGCUACUUUGGUUGGGUUGGCAUGUGAUCCGGCGUAUCAGAAGUUCAAUGUUGUGCUUGCUGGUAGUCAUCGGACUUUUGGUCAUAGACCUGAUGGGAAAUUCAUAUGUUUGGUGUUUGAUUCAGAGUUGAACAAGUGGAGGAAGUUGAUUUCUUUUCAAGAUGAACAUUUUACUCAUAUGAAUAAGAAUCAAGUUGUUUUUGUCAAUAAUGCAUUGCAUUGGUUGACCGCUAGCUCUAGUUAUGUACUCGUACUUGAUUUAAGUUGUGAUAUUUGGAGGAAGAUGUCGUUACCGUAUGACCCGAUUUGUGGAGCGGGAAAUAGGACUUAUUUAUUGGAGUUAGAUGGCUGUCUGUCGGUUAUUCAAAUUUCGGAAGCCUGGAUGACUAUAUGGGUGCUGAAAAAUUACUGGAGCGAUGAAUGGUGCGUUGUGGAUAAGGUGAGUCUGAGGUGUAUCAAAGGAAUGGUGCCGGGCAUUUUCCCGAUCAGUCAGACGAGCGACUAUGUUUUCAUGGCAACUCAUAAGCAGGUUUUGGUGUAUCAUCGCAGGAGUCAUGUCUGGAAAGAAAUGUACGCCGUGAAAUAUAGCUCAACACUCCCGUUAUGGUUUUCAGCACAUGCAUAUCGCAGCACAAUGUUCUCUUGUAACUAA